CAAAACAAGGAGACCUUGCCAUUUUCUCAACUCGAAGUCGUAGAUCCAGGUCAAGCACUUAAAAACUAUCCGAACUUGAACCUGAAAAUAAAGUGUAUAUUUACUGUGAGCUGAAAUGUUGCAGUUUAAUUUCUUAUUUAAGGCUUAUCCUUUUCGCACUGUUUCAAAAUGCACAAGCAAAAUGCUUGCCAGAACACUUUCAUCUGCAGGUGGUAUUAAGGAAGUUUUUGUUGUCUCUGCAGUUCGUACACCCUUGGGAGCCUACAGAGGGUCAUUAGGGUCUUUGACUGCUCCUAAGUUAGGAACAAUUGCAAUUCAAGCAGCUCUGGAGAGAGCAGGUAUUCCAAAAGAUGCUGUUCAAGAAACUUACAUGGGGAAUGUGUAUCAGGCUGGUGUUGGUCAGAAUCCAGCCAGACAAGCAGCACUAGGAGCAGGUUUGUCUGUUUCUACACCUUGUGCUACUGUUAAUAAAGUUUGUGCCUCAGGAAUGAAAGCCAUAGCAUUUGCAGCACAAAAUCUUAUGCUGGGACAUCAGGAAGUCAUGGUUGCUGGAGGAAUAGAGAGUAUGUCCAAUGUCCCAUAUUAUCUUCCUCGAGCAGACCCACCUUUCGGAAACAUUACUUUAAUAGAUGGAUGCAUGUAUGAUGGUCUGACUGAUGUAUACAACAGGGUAUUAAUGGGAGUGUGUGGUGAGAAAACUGCCAAGAAUUACAACAUCAGCCGACAAGAACAAGAUGAAUACGCCAUAAGUAGUUAUAAAAAAUCUCUGGCUGCAUUUGAGGCUGGAGUGUUUGAUAGAGAAAUUGUCCGUGUUGUCAUCCCAGGAAAAAAAGGAAAACCUGAUACUGAAGUGAAACAGGAUGAGGAAUUUACCCGUGUCAAUUUUGAAAAGUUUGGAAAAUUGCCUCCUGCAUUUCAAAAAGAUGGAACCAUAACUGCAGCUAAUGCAAGUACCUUAAGUGAUGGAGGAGCUGCCUGUGUUUUAAUGACUGAACCAGCUAUGGAAAAGUUUAAGGUUAAACCUCUUGCAAAAAUAAUUGGCUUUGCUGAUGCUGCUGUUGAUCCCAUAGACUUUCCAGUUGCUCCAGCUCAGGCUGUACAUAAGGUUUAUACACACAGAAUGUCUGGAACAAGAAUUGUUAAUUGUCUUGCCUUGAACCUGAAACCUGGAGAAUAUGGUGUGGCAACUGCUUGUAAUGGUGGUGGUGGUGCUGGUGCCAUGUUGGUGCAGAAACUGUAAGUGGACAUAAAGAAAGAAGAGUAAUGCUCUUGAACUGUUAAUUAAAAUAGUAUAAAAAUGAAUAAAAUGUUUCAGUUCAACUUACAUAAAAAAAUAAAAUAAAAAAAAAGAGUACCAGAAUGUAUUACAUGUUACAGAACUAUGUUUAAUAUUAUUAUUUUUCCUUAAAUUUAGAUUUAAAAAACUUAGGAAUUUCUAGGACCUGUAAAAUAUUUGUUGGUGUACUUUUCAGAGCAUUGGAGUUAAUUCAGCAGUUAAGAAUGAAAUAAAUUUUAAAACAAAAGAUUAAAACUUCAUUAAAUUUUGUAAUACAACCAGUGUUUUAAACAUCCUAAAAAUAUGAAUUACCUUCCUAAUAUAAUAUUUAGGUUUUAUAUUGUUUCAUGUGACAUCAAAAAUAAGAGUUAGUUUUAUAAAUCACUACCAUGUGUAUACUGUGGUUUAAAAAUAUUUGAGUACAAAUAAUGCAAAAUGUUGCACUAACAGCUGUUUAUUAAGUGAGAUUAAUAGCUAACUAUUUGAUAAAAUAAAAUGUAAAAAAUUUAUAGAUGUACAACAAAUGGAGCAUUCCUGUAUGACAGAAAAUAAAGAUUUUUCUAUUGUAUACAUA
Messenger RNA from Limulus polyphemus (Atlantic horseshoe crab), 1850 nucleotides. RefSeq names its product acetyl-CoA acetyltransferase, mitochondrial-like. NCBI's taxonomy places the organism in Eukaryota, Metazoa, Arthropoda, Merostomata, Xiphosura, Limulidae. The transcript has 12 exons. The record is from RefSeq and is a predicted model, not a curated record. Gene Ontology annotation, biological process: fatty acid beta-oxidation. The coding region runs from base 116 to 1240 and encodes 374 amino acids. Gene Ontology annotation, molecular function: acetyl-CoA C-acetyltransferase activity.